GAAUGGUUGCAAAAUGUUACCAAUAUUUUUGGUACUAACAAGUGUUGUUAUUUUACUUUUAUCUUAUUUUAUCGACAAAUACAAUGAGAGUUAUUGGAAGAAACGUGGAGUCAAGUUACAAGAUCAUUUUAAAUUGGGCAUUUUUGGACAAUUUAUAGCUGGUAAUCGAUCUAUGUUUGAAUUAAUAUCAGAACUGUACGAAAAGUAUCGUAAAGAACCAGCAGUGGGUUUAAGUGCAUCUUUUAAUCCUGCCCUAUUUGUAAUAGAUAAGACGAAUGUUCAACACGUUUUACAACAAGAUUUCCAAUCCUUUAAUCAUAGAGGAAUCGAUAUCAAUGAAGGUGAUCUUCUGGCAGACAACAUACUGUUCAUGAAUGGAAACAGAUGGAAGCUAAUGAGGCAGAACAUGACUUCUAUGUUCACAAGCGCUAAAUUGAAGAAUAUGUACUAUAUAAUGGACAAGAGUGCUAUGGAUUUUAUCGCAUACUUAAAUAAAAAUCCAGAAAAAUUGGACGAGGAUACUUUUGAACUGAUGUCGCAAUACUGCAGUGUCGCUAUCGGUGCGUCUGUGUUUGGAGUCACAAGUGAAUCUGUGUUUGAGUCACCAAUCUUAAAUACUACAAAAAUACUUUUUCGACAGAAUUUUAAGACCAAUGUUAAGUUUACUAUUUUUAAUAUCAGUCCAUGGUUAGGAAAAAUAUUAGGUAUAAAAUUAUUUGGAGAAUUUGAGGACUUUUUUAUUGGUGUCAUAAAGAAACUUCUUCGGCAACGAGAACAAGAGAAUGUGCAGAAGCACGACUUUGCUGAUAAAGCGGUCAGUUUGCAAAGAAAAGGUACAAUGAUAGAUCGUGAAACUGGACUAGAGUUGGAACCUACUGAUGAAUUGCUCGCAGCACAAGCAUUCUUUUUUUUCAAUGCUGGAGUUGAACCAAGUGCCACAGCUAUGUUGGGUGCCUUAUUCGAACUGGGAAAGAAUCCUGACCACCUUCAACGAGUUCAAGAUGAAAUAGAUGCCACCUUUGAGAAAUACAAUGGUAAAUUGACUUAUGAAGCAGUGAUGGAAAUGGAAUAUUUAGAAAAUGUAUUAUCAGAAGCUCUGAGAAUGUAUCCUCCAAUUGGAUUUUUAACUAGAAAAUGUGUUCGUGAUACAGUACUACCGGUGGGUAAUAUACCAGUAAAGGAGGGUACUAAUAUAAUUACUCCUAUAUUUGAUAUACAUUAUGACCCUGAAUAUUAUCCCAAUCCUACUGUAUUUGAUCCUACCAGGUUUGAAAACGAUUCUCUACAGAAUAGUACUUUGUAUAUGCCUUUUGGAAAAGGUAAUAGGCUAUGUGUGGGUGUGAGAUAUGCAAGACUUCAAGUGAAAACUGGUUUAGUACACAUACUUCGUAAUUUUACAGUUAAAUCAAAAGUUCUUGAUGAUAAGAUUAUAUAUAAGAAAGCACAAGUUCAAGUAAGGCCAGGUAAUUUGGAUAUAAAAUUUAUACCCAGACAACAUGUGUGAAUUGAGAUAGAAUUGAUACAUAGAAAAAAGAAAUUAAAUACUGGUCACGAGUAUGCACUUAUGUUUAAUGCGCUGAAGACGUUUUCUACUUUCUUGUACAUUCUAAUUGAUGUGACGUCUAUUUGGAAUGUCAGAAUUUUGAUCAAGUACGGUCAGAGCCAAAAAUCGAUGAAAACAUUAAAAUUUUCAAAAUUGUGAUUAUUUGUACUCCGUAAUAUAGAUAUACAUGUCACUGUAAAUAUUAAAUUAAUUAGUACGUUAUACAACAUUCGUUCAAUUCUGGCGAUAACCUUGUUGAGUUACACUUAAUCAAUCUAUAAAUAUUCAUGUGUUUUGGUUUGUCAAUACGAAUUAAUCAUUAAUUUGAAUUUAUGUAUUCGAAAUAUCACAAUAUUUUACAAGUAAACAUUCGUACAAGGAUAAAUCUAAAUUAUUAGCAUACUUUUCAGGAUAUUCUUUUUGUUCUAUCAGUUUGAUUUUCCUUCUCUUUGCAACUUCUACUGCCUGUUUAACGGAUUGUGUUUGAAGAACUUUUCAAUAUGAUGCCUACAGCCACCUUUCACUAUCAUCACCACUACUAGUCAUUUAUCUAUCUUCACAUCUCAGAACCAGAAUGGUCACGCACUGUUCAGUUUCAGAGGAGCUACCUCCCGCAAAUACUCAGGUUGUGAAAUGAUCUUCAUGUUGAGGCUUUCCCUAGAGACUACAGCAUGGGAUUUUUCGAAAAGUGUGUAUUAAAGUUUCUUAAGGGCCGGUAAAGCGCGCGUGAUAUCCCUGGUGUUACAGGUGUCCAUAGACUACGGUAACGCCGUUUACCAUCAGACGGGCCGUAUGCUUAUUUGCUACCAUAAUUUUAUAUAAUUAUAUAAUUUUAUAUAAAAAAAAGGUAAAAUGAAAGUAUUAUUCUUAAGGAUCUGAUAAGUAGUAAAAAUUUUUGAGCUUCCUAUACGGACAUGGCGCAUCCAGCUAAUCAUAUUAGGCAGUAAUAUGUAUAGAAAGAAUACAAUAAUAAUAAAUAUUACCCUCAUAAA
Molecule: messenger RNA, 2535 nt
Organism: Galleria mellonella (greater wax moth)
Lineage: Eukaryota; Metazoa; Arthropoda; Insecta; Lepidoptera; Pyralidae
Product: cytochrome P450 6B5-like
Exons: 1
Coding region: 14-1504 (496 amino acids)
Molecular function (GO): iron ion binding; heme binding; oxidoreductase activity, acting on paired donors, with incorporation or reduction of molecular oxygen
Source: RefSeq, a predicted model, not a curated record